This is a messenger RNA of Carassius carassius (crucian carp), 1504 nucleotides long. It is a transcript of the gene adprh, whose product is annotated as ADP-ribosylarginine hydrolase. NCBI's taxonomy places the organism in Eukaryota, Metazoa, Chordata, Actinopteri, Cypriniformes, Cyprinidae. Gene Ontology annotation, molecular function: ADP-ribosylarginine-[protein] hydrolase activity; magnesium ion binding. The coding region runs from base 207 to 1271 and encodes 354 amino acids. The transcript is spliced from 8 exons. The record is from RefSeq and is a predicted model, not a curated record. Gene Ontology annotation, biological process: protein de-ADP-ribosylation.
GCCAUACGUUUCGUCAAGCGAAGGAAACUUUAACAGAUAACCCGUGCUGAGCGAGGAGGGGAGCAGAUAACACUCCGUAUGGGACCUGUCGAUCGGAAUUAAUACAACUUGAAAAUAUAAGAGUAGAAAGUAAAAAGUUUGGAUCCGCGGCGGUUUCCAGCCACUCCUCCGAUAACGGGCCAUUGAAGCUGGCGUGACAGUGAACUAUGGACUGUACUGUGGAACAUUACACAGCAGGCAUGCUGCUCAGCGGUGUAGGAGAUGCUCUGGGAUACAGGAAUCAACUGUGGGAAUACAACCAAUCUGGCCCUGCUAUCCACCAGGAACUGCAAGAGCUAGGGGGUCUGAAAAACAUAUCUGUGGAGCUUCCUGAUUGGCCAGUUAGUGAUGACACGGUGCUUCAUUUGGCAACUGCUGAGGCUCUAGCAACAGGAAAAGCAGGUGAGGAGCUACUGCAUGAGGUUGCUUUCCGAUAUGUGGAAGGAAUGAAGGACAUGGAAGGGAGGAAGCCAGGACCUUCAAGUAUUCUAGGUAUUGCACAGUUGCACCCAGGCACUGAAGGGGGUUGCAGGGUGCCAUAUAACCCAGAAGCCACAGGUUGUGGGGCAGCCAUGAGGUCCAUGUGCAUUGGUCUUAGAUAUCCUCAUCCUGAUCAGCUAUCCUCAUUGGUUGAGGUUGCUGUGGAGACUGGUAGAAUGACCCAUCCUCAUCCAACUGGUUUCCUUGGAGCUGUGGCUUCAGCCUUGUUCACCAGUUAUGCAGUCCAGCGAAGACCAAUCACAACCUGGGGUCUGGGUUUAUUGGAGGAGGCUUGUCCUGUCGCAAAAUCAUUUGUUAAGUCUGCAGGAUAUGCUGUUACAGAGACUGAGAGAGACUGGGACUACUUUACUGGAAAAUGGAAAUGGUAUUUGGAUCUAAGAGGAUUGUCUUUGGGGACUGGUCAAGUUACUUGGCCUGACAAGUAUGGGCCAGAAGAACGAGAUGAGGCCUACAAGAGCUUCAGUCUGUCAGGUUGGGCUGGUCGAAGUGGUCAUGAUGCUCCAAUGAUCGCUCUGGAUGCCCUCUUAGGGGCAGGCUUUGACUGGGAGGAACUCAUGAGUCGAGCAGGAUUUCAUGGAGGAGACAGUGACAGUACUGCAGUGAUUGCCUGUUGCUGUUGGGGUUUGCUGUAUGGAAUGGACAGAGUCCCACAGUGUAACUACAGAAACCUGGAGUACAGGGGACAACUGGAGAGUGUGGCUCAAAAGCUGUAUGUUCUUUCUCACUGCUGAAGCAAAGCUGUGAACAGAGAGAAAACGUUCACAUUGACAGGAAUUAAAUUGUUUUAGGUUAAUAAUGUCACUUGUAGGUGUUCUGCACUCAUGACACCUUAAAAGUCACACAAUCAUCAAAAAUAUUGAGGUUGAUGCAAAUUACAGUCUAUGUGAAUUCUCCUUUAAAUCUAAUGUACAUGUUACAUGUAUAUUCCUUCAUUAAAAUUAAUAAGUAAUAAAUAAAUGCAUAA